AUUGAAUCCGUAUUUCGACACGUAGACUCUACCAAGCAAGAUACUUUGAUAGUUCAUUUCAAAAAGUUGUGGAACGAGGAGUAUGAGAGGUACACUUAUGAAGCCAUGUCGCCCCUGGACACUAGACAUCUCUGUUGUGACGAUGGAUUUUUGGUGAUUUUUUCCGGCGAAGAUCGCAUUAUCCAGGUAACCUUCCACUGAGGGAGUUGAAGGGCCAAAUUUAAAGAAAAAGCAGGAUAAUUUACGUGGCUAGUAUGUUAUGAAGUACAGAGAAAGUCCAAAAUCUAUCAAGCGGCCGCAACAGAGGAAGGGAUAAGUCGCAGCAUUUCAUACAGUUUCUAUUCACCAGGGCCGGGUUGUUCAAAGCAGGGUUAAGAUAACCCAGGGUUAGUACGAAUUUUAAAGUCAGAUAUAAAAGCUUAAAAAGCAAAUUCAGUUUAAUUCUUUUGGUCUGCAAUUAGGUGAUGGGAUGCUCCAAAAAAAAUGGGGAAAUUAUCCGAGAAAAUGCUUUUAAACAAAAGAAAAAGAAUCCCGGUUUAAAAUUUAACCCCGGGUUAGUGCUAAUCGACCCUCGAACAACUGGGCCUAGUAAUUUACAAACCAUUUUUUUCGUCCGGCAACUAUGGUAACUGGCCGCUACAUAAAGGAUGGCCGCUUAAUAGGAGACACCUUAGUAGAGGCUCGAAUGUAGUCCGCCACAAAUGCCAGCGGACGAACUCUUAAAUAUUUCCAUACUCAAUCGACAGUCUACCCAAUAUAAUCAUGCCUAGUUUCGAACCACCUAGAAGGGUCAGCUUUUUCUACUGCAGUAUUACGGCAAAUGCACUAGAAAAAGGCCAUGUGAGUCACGUCGUGUAUACAAAUCUGGUACGUACGAGGAAUACCCCUGUACGGGGGACCUCCGCCUACACUUCAGCUUCAAAAUUUAAAUUUUCACGCAAAACAGCUCGAAAGCCAUUUCCAUUUUCGUCGUUAAUUCAGGUAUGAAAUAUUGAAAGAAGGAUCACUUUCCAGGGAGCUCUUUCAACGCACAUAAUGCACAGUGCCUUAAUAUUUCGCCUUCACAAGCGGUCACAAAGUAACUCUCAGACACGAUACUCAGAAAGAAAAUAAAAAGCGACUGAUAUGGAUAAUUGGGCCCGUAGUCGGAUUUAUGAAGUCAAAGUAAAAUAUGUUCUCACUAAAACGUGCGACUUUAAUUGUCCCUGUUACACCGUAUUGUUAAGAUAACUAAAACAAUAUUUCUUUGUUGUUUUGAAGCUCCGAGGAAAAAACACUCCGAUCAGUACCAAUGUCCCGUUCAAUAAUUGGAUGAGCAAGAAAAAGGUACAUCUUUAAGAAAAGUUUAUCUCCUUCUUCUUGUUUUCAAUAAAUUAAAAACUGGUCAUCAUCUCCGUCUUUGAUACAGGCAGAAUACCCCAAAGCUAGACUUGAGGUGUUUGGUAAGUCAUAAUUUAUGCUUUAGUUAGUCUUAAAUUCAUUCAAACAUUUCACUAUGACGUUGAGAGAUACAGACCGCACAAGGAAACAGUUUAAGCAAAGAAUACUACUAAUAGAUAGGGAGGAGAAGAAGAAGAAGAAGAAGAAGACCUUUAUAAAGGUUAUCAAGACUUAAUCAAUUUACCGUUUUGAGUAUUCAAAUUCCUUUCUUUUAGACAGCUUGGAGGAGCUUGAGAACGAUCAAAUCUAUGAG
Porites evermanni is the source of this 1693-nucleotide messenger RNA. The record is from the annotation of a GenBank genome assembly. Lineage: Eukaryota; Metazoa; Cnidaria; Anthozoa; Scleractinia; Poritidae.